ACUCCGUUGAGAAGAGAAGUUUGGUCCAUGCACAAACAACAUCACAAUGUCCGGCUCUGACCGCCUUCCGGAUUACCCGCUCCACUCAGAUUUGGUGAGGAGAUUAACGUCUGCGCUGGACGCCAGGGACGAGGAGAGAGUGAGCCACUUGAUCUGCACCGAAGUGGGGCACGUGGACGCCGUGAUAGAACUGGCCAAUGAUGACUGGAUGAAGGACCCCUCGGCUCAGCUGCCCGCCAGCGUGCUCACAGGUAACCGGAAUGAUCUAAAGCCUCUCAUGAACCGGUUCUUCCAGGAUGCCAACGCGGUGUUUGAGAUCAAGAAGGAUGAGAUGGAGUGGCAGGUGAAAUCCCUAGCCACAUUUGGACUGUCAGGCCUCUGGACCCUAGAGUACAAGCGCGAGCUCACCACGCCCCUGUGCAUCGCUGCGGCCCGUGGCCACACGGCCUGCGUGCGCCACCUGCUCAGCCGCGGCGCGGACCCCGACGCCAGCCCCAGCGGCCAGGGAGCCCUGCACGAGGCCUGCCUGGGGGGCCACACCGCCUGCGCCCAGCUGCUCCUGCAGCACGGCGCCGACCCCGACCUGCUCAGCGCCGAGGGCCUGACGCCCCUGCACCUCUGCCGCACGGCCGCCUCGCUCGGGUGCGCGCAGGCGCUGCUGGAGCACGGCGCUUCGGUGCACCGCGCGAGCGGCGCGGGCCGGGACACGCCGCUGCACGUGGCGGCGCAGCGCGGCCUGGACGAGCACGCGCGCCUCUACCUGCGCUGCGGCGCGCGCGUGGACGCGAGGAACGGCCGCGGCGAGACGCCCCUGAGCGCGGCGUGCGGCCCGGCGCGGCGGCCCGACGAGCACGCGCGCUGCCUGCGCCUGUGCGCGCUCCUGCUGCGGCGCGGGGCGGCGGCGGACGCGCGCGACGAGGACGAGAGCAGCCCACUGCACAAGGCCUGCGGCCGCGCGUGCCCAGAGCUGGCGCGCCUCCUGCUGCGGCACGGCGCCGACGCGGGCGCGCUCGACUAUGGCGGGGCCUCGCCGCUGGCCCGCGCCCUGCAGACGGCCGCCUGCGCGCCCGAGGCCGCGCCGCAGCGCACGGUGCAGGCGCUGCUCAACCACGGCUCCCCCACCGUGUGGCCCGACGCCUUCCCCAAGGUGCUGAAGAUCUGUGCCCCGGCUCCCAUGGUUAUUGAGACUCUGUUCAACGCCUACCCUCAGCUCCGCGUGUCCGAGUCCUGGAGGCAAAUGAUUCCUGAGGAAGUAUCUCAGAUGCACCAGGCCUUCUACCAGUCUUUCUUCGCCUUGGCCCACACCCCACGCUGUCUGCAGCAUCUUUGUCGCUGUGCCAUUCGGAAGUUAUUUGGCAAAAAGUGCUUUCACCUCGUACCCCUGUUACCCUUGCCAAAGUCCCUGCAAAAUUACCUCCUUUUGGAACCAGAGGGUGUUUUGCACUGAAAACCAGAGCGUUUGGACUAAGGCUUCCUUGGGGGGGGCGGGUAGUAAGGCUGCCGUCCAUGGAGGCUGUGUGUUGAGGAGAGCACCGCGGGCGAAGACGGGCAGACCUGGAUGGCACCUCCCACAUCCCCUGGCCGAUGCAGCGGCCUCACUGAGCUUCACCGUCGCUUUGGAAUGGAACUGGUAAUAAAAGGCCUUUCUGCCCCUCCGGGUUGCUUAUGAGGAUCAAGAUUGCAAAUAUAGUAUUUGGAUCAGAAAGUAUUUUUCAACAGAAGUUGAACUAAAAGGUAUACAUAUUUUCCUGCAAAGGGUAAACAACAUCCAUGCUGCCCCUCAGCCUUCAGACUGCCUCACAGGAGCGCCCCACCCUUCCUGGAGCCUGGUCACCUAGAAAGGCUCUGUCCCCAACACAUGACAACAUAUUGAGAGAGGACACCUGUUUCUGUAACAAGUGUGCCCUUCUGCAGCCCACUGGUGCUUCCCAGCUCAUUACAGCCCAGAACUCCCUAAAGGACAUGGGAGAGGUGGUGAGCCCAACAUUGUGAUGCCAUGUGAGUCUUCUAUCUGACACCUUCACCGAACCCCAAUGGAUUCAGCUGCGGCCAAUAGUCCAGGAAGACAGACGCCAGGAAUAGACGGGUUGGUGGAGGUUGCCAUCAGCCUGAGCAUCACAUAACAAGAGAGACGUUCUAAGGGUCAAGGUAUAAACCCUAUAUUUUACUUUCUGUAUUCUGGUGCUUUGACAUCCGGGGCCUUGCUGACGCUGGAGGGACUGCCCCUCCCAGGGUCAGCCAAUUCCUAGAGACAGCUCACCCCCAAACAUGCUUUUCAAAUGCAAACCAACCAAUCCAGAGGACACACCACCCCCUUAAACACCACCUUUCCAGGGCUGUCACACUCUGGGCUACCUUCCACCAGUCCUAACUGUCCCAGGGCGAGGUGCCAGAGAGG
Messenger RNA from Zalophus californianus (California sea lion), 2398 nucleotides. RefSeq names its product ankyrin repeat and SOCS box containing 18 (gene ASB18). Gene Ontology annotation, molecular function: protein binding. The coding region runs from base 47 to 1447 and encodes 466 amino acids. Lineage: Eukaryota; Metazoa; Chordata; Mammalia; Carnivora; Otariidae. The transcript is spliced from 7 exons. The record is from RefSeq and is a predicted model, not a curated record. Gene Ontology annotation, biological process: intracellular signal transduction.